AUGUCACUGUCGCUGUUCAACGUCCUGCUCGGAGCGGUGACCUUCUUUCUAUUGCUGAAUGCCGGAAUCGCGCUGCGGAGAGGCUACGCCAGUCUAAGUUCAUGCCCGCAAGGAGGCUUGAUCUGGUUUCACCCACAGUUAAUUAUCGCGCUUGUGCUUGCACCGGUGUUUCCACCUCGUGGAUGGUUUGCGCAUUAUAACUCACGGUUUCAUCUAUAUGCAAAGAAGGGUAGUACAAUCUUGUCGGGAUUAUGGGUAUGGUAUGCAAAACCGAUGUUUUGGGUCGCCGACGUGGAGGCACUCAAGACGAUCACUUCGGACCGGUAUACAUUUACGAAGGAUAUUAUAGCUUAUUCUAUGGUCGAUAUAUACGGAAAGAGUCUCGUUAGCACAGAGGGGAACGAAUGGCGGCGUCAUGUUGCUGUUGCAGGACCAGCGUUCGGAGAUGCUCUCAACUCACUGGUUUGGAAAGAGACACUCCGAUUAACGCAUGACUGGUUUGCGGACGAGCUAGCUUCAACGCCGUUUGACUGCAGAGUUCCCGGUUCUGGUUCUGUCAUAAAAGUGGAUAUGUUAUCCAAAAUGACACAGCUUACGCUUCAUGUUAUCGCUGUCUCGGGAUUUGGACUUCGCAUGCCCUGGAAAGCGUUCAGCAAUAUGCAUCAACACGCACGGCAUAGCAUGGAUAAAAUACUUCCGUUUCACGUUGCUCUUGAGUUUACGCUUACGAAUAUUCAUUUUUCUCUUGUCCCGGAGUUCUUUUAUUCGCUCCCUGUUCGCAUCCCGUGGCUUUCUGAGAAACUUGAGGAAGCUCAACAUGCGUUUGCGAGUCUGAAAGCGCACAUGACGUCUAUCGUGGAGUCUGUCCGCCACGAAGGGAAAGACGAUGAUCGGAAACAGAAGACGACAGCAGAGGAUAUGAAUGUGGGAGUGGAAGGAUCGGGCGCUGAGUUGCUUCGAAAGCUUGUGCAGGCUAACGAAUCGAAAAGCGAAGAAACGACGGCAAAUAACAAUAAACGCACUCUUACGGAUGGCCAGCUCUUCAGUAACAUUUUUACAUUUCUCCUUGCUGGGCAUGAAACGUCAGCCCAUACACUUGCCUUUGCAUUCCUCCUCCUUGCGAUUUAUCCGGAUGUACAAUCAAAAGUUAGAGCUGAAGUUUAUCGCAUUUGGCCUUCGGACGAUGAUGUAAAGGUGUCGAACUAUAGGGACGACUUUGAUAAAUUUGAGUAUACAAUUGCCUUCUUCCGGGAGACUCUGCGCUGCUUCCCUACAGAACCGCGGCUCAUAAAGCUGACAAGUGCAGAUAGCAUCUUGACUGCAAGGCGAUUUCGGCCAGCAUCUGGAUCUGCGAUCUGUGUUCCCGAUCUGUCUUUCGAUGGGUCGGAUACAAACGUGCAGUUUAAGCGCGAUGUAUCUUCCGAAGAGCCAUUCAACGUGUUUGUACCGAAAGGAAGCAUCGUCGUAAUGGACAUCUGGGGUUUACAUAUGAAUCCACUGGUAUGGGGAUCGGAUGCACAUUUGUUCCGCCCUGAGCGGUUUAUAGAUACGGAAGUAUAUAAGUGGCCUCGUGAUGGAUUCCUGGCAUUCUCUAGCGGCGCACGCGGGUGUAUCGGGCAACGCUUCGCCACUGCGGAAGCAAUCUGUGUUAUAGCGGGUCUCGUGCGCCGCUUUGAGGUUCUUCCCGCCAUUGACGCGCGGAAUUAUUCUUCGUUCGAGGAAUUCAAGCGUGUGAUGCUCUCGUAUGCGCCGAUGCUCACUAUUACUCCGAAAACGAAUUGCAUUAAGUUACGUCGGUUGGACACAAAUACGAAGAAGUAG
This is a messenger RNA of Fomitiporia mediterranea MF3/22, 1821 nucleotides long. RefSeq names its product cytochrome P450. The record is from RefSeq and is a predicted model, not a curated record. The transcript is spliced from 9 exons. NCBI's taxonomy places the organism in Eukaryota, Fungi, Basidiomycota, Agaricomycetes, Hymenochaetales, Hymenochaetaceae. Bases 1 to 1821 code for a protein of 606 amino acids. Gene Ontology annotation, molecular function: oxidoreductase activity, acting on paired donors, with incorporation or reduction of molecular oxygen; iron ion binding; heme binding.